CCUCAGAUAAAGUGAAACUGAAAGUAAAUCAACAUGAACAUGCGAUUGUGCAAGAUUUUCAUCUAUGGUACUCCAAUAAUUGCUUUUAGUAAUAUUUAAUCCCCAUUCGACUUUGAUUUUGAAUACUUGACAUGUCUUCGAAAGUACAGGAAUUAUUUGGAGGAGCCCUCAGUGUUCAACUUCCAGACAACGCUAAGGACAUAAGUGACAUUCGCCAGAUUCCUGAUAACCAGGAAGUGUUUGCUCACCCAGUCACAGACCAGAGUAUAAUCAUAGAGAUCCUGGAGUAUGUGGACAAAGAUGAUGAAGAAGCAAUUAAGACCCACUUUAGUGACCUGGCUUCUGACAAUGACGUGCAGAGUGGAGAUGCUGCUAUUGUACAGAUUGAGGAAAUUCCUAACACCGAUCUUAAAAUGACACAGUGUGACAAUGCCUAUUAUGUGCUAGGACAACAGAAUGUCUCCAAAUUCAAUGAGGCAGCUAAAAACACAGUAGACAUGCACAUUGGUCUUUUUCGUAUCUCUAAAUUUACCUCAGAUAUACUGGUGACCUUCAACAAUCCUUCAUCUAUCAACCCCCAGAGUAGCAGUCAUCACCCCGUCCCUGUCAGCACUACCCCCUGGACCCCCGAGGACUUCCGGAAUCUUCUGACGUCACUCUGUGUAGUGGAUGAGGGAAUAUUUGGACAGUAGCAGGCUCUUUAUCAGCAGUAUUGAAUUCUGUUCCAAAUGUGUUUCAGAAAGAUGGUUUCCAUUAGGAAUUUACAUGGAUUUCUUUACACAAAAGUUGUCUACUGCUUUAUAUGGUCCUUGGUGGAAGGGAAAAUGUGCAUUUUACAAUAAUUUUGCUUCAACAUCCCCAAAAUGCAAUCUGAACUUUAGAGCAAACAUCCAUUGAAGGAGGCAAUGCCAGAGCUGUAAUACAUGGGAUGUUAGUACCCAGUGCAGAUGAUGCUGAUAAAACAUUUCGUUUUUUAUGUCAGUAUGAAAGGUUAUCUUUACUACACACAUUUUCUGUGUUAUUAAUUAUGUUUACAAUAAGAUAAACAUGCCUCUGUGGGUGUCCUUUUGAUUUGAGUGGUAUAGAGACUGGUUUACUAAUUGUUGGUUACCUAUGUAAUGUCACCUAUUUUCUCAUUCACUGUAUUAUAUUUGAAGAAGGCAGGGGGGUAAUGAAUUAACCACCAGAUGUAGCUUAAUUUUUUAGGUAUGAUAUCUGAAGCUGUCAACUAUCAUUUGGCAAAGAAAAAUUUCAUACAUUUUAGUUGUAAAAUUUGAUCAUUUUUGUAUAUCUUUAUAUGGAGCUCUUCUUCUAAAGGAGAUAAAAAUGAUUUAAAAAUGGCCACAAUAACCCCCCUUAAAAUGUAAAAGUGUUUUUGCAUUUGCUGUGAAUACAGUGCAAGAAAUUAAGCUUGUUGAGUCUGUUAAAUAUUUUCUCCGAACCUUUUUAAAGAAUGUAUUCAAAAUAUAAAAUGCAUACACAGGGUUUCUGAAUAUCUUUUGCUACAAUUUCAU
Messenger RNA from Saccostrea cuccullata (small rock oyster), 1514 nucleotides. RefSeq names its product ran guanine nucleotide release factor-like. The record is from RefSeq and is a predicted model, not a curated record. Gene Ontology annotation, molecular function: guanyl-nucleotide exchange factor activity; sodium channel regulator activity; transmembrane transporter binding. Lineage: Eukaryota; Metazoa; Mollusca; Bivalvia; Ostreida; Ostreidae. Gene Ontology annotation, cellular component: nucleus. The coding region runs from base 132 to 692 and encodes 186 amino acids. The transcript has 5 exons. Gene Ontology annotation, biological process: regulation of sodium ion transmembrane transporter activity; heart contraction; regulation of membrane depolarization.